Molecule: messenger RNA, 1902 nt
Organism: Rhinolophus ferrumequinum (greater horseshoe bat)
Lineage: Eukaryota; Metazoa; Chordata; Mammalia; Chiroptera; Rhinolophidae
Gene: BRI3BP
Product: BRI3 binding protein
Exons: 4
Coding region: 161-976 (271 amino acids)
Cellular component (GO): mitochondrion
Source: RefSeq, a predicted model, not a curated record
UUGCGCGCGGGGCGGGGCAGGUGGCGCAGCAGCGGCAGCGGCGGGCACCAGCGCGGCGCGCGGUCCUCCAGCGCGCCUACGCGGUCCCCGCCGGAGCCGCGGCGUCCCUCUGUAGGGCCCUCACCCUUCUUCCUGACCCCUGCAUCCCGCCGGCCCCAGGAUGGGAGCACGCGCCUCGGCUGGGCCCCAGGCCCGGGCUGGGCUCCUGCUGCUGCUGCCGCUGCUGCUCGGGCUGCUGGCCCCCGGCGCGCAGGCGGCGCGGGGCCGAGGCGGCACCGAGAAGAACAGCUACCGCCGCACUGUCAACACCUUCUCGCAGAGCGUCAGCAGCCUGUUCGGCGAGGACAACGUGCGCAUCGCUCAGAAGUUCUUGACCAGGCUGACCGAGAGGUUCGUGCUGGGAGUGGAUAUGUUUGUGGAAACAAUAUGGAAAGUUUGGACGGAUAUCUUGGAUGUUCUUGGCCUUGACGGUGACUUUUCUUCCCUCAUGGCCCAAGACAGCUGCUCCCACUCCUACCAUCGCAUCCACAUUCCAGCAGGCAGAAGAAGAAGAGUCUCGAACCUGUCCCAGUAUUUCAGCCCCGCCUCGGUGGCCAGCAGCCCAACCCGUGCCCUCCUGCUGGUCGGUGUGGUCCUCCUGGCCUACUGGUUCUUGUCUCUGACCUUGGGCUUCACCUUCAGCCUCCUACACGUGGCAUUUGGCCGCUUCUUCUGGGUGUUUCGGGUCAUCCUGUUUUCCAUGUCCUGCGUGUACAUCCUGCACAAGUACGAGGGGGAGCCGGAGAACGCCAUCCUGCCCCUGUGCUUCGUGGUGGCCAUCUACUUCAUGACUGGGCCCAUGGGCUUUUACUGGCGUGGCAGCCCCAACAGCCCCAGCGUGGAGGAGAAGCUGGAGCACCUGGAGAACCAGGUCCGACUGCUCAGCAUCCGCCUCAACCGGGUGCUAGAAAGUCUCGACCGCGCCAACAGCAAGUGACAAUCAGCCAGCCGGCCGGGUCCCCUCACACCAGCGCCCUCUCUCAGAAAACAGAAAAGAAAAAAGAAAAAAAGAACACCAAACCCCAAACAAUCUUAAUAAACAUUCCUGAACAAGAGAGUGGCGCUUGGUGAGGGUAUUUCCGGCCACAGGCAAACUCGUAGGAUGCGUGCCAAGGGGAACGAUGAGAUCGUUUACGUAGAACUACCUACGAAGUGUCAUUAGCGGAAGAAAUAUUUUUUAAACAAAGGAUAUAACCAUAUUAGCUGUACAGUCAGAGAAGUUUAUCUGCAUAGAGCAUAAAGUUAAUUUUUUCAAGCAUUUAAAUACAUCUUUUGUAAGGUUUUUUAAUAAAGGCAGACCCGAGUCAAGUUUAUUAAAACUUUACGUGGAGGGGAAGAAUAUGCUAAUUCAACAUUUUUAGAAAAGUUAAGGGUUUCUUUUCACAGUGUAGGGAUUACUGGGUGAGGUCUGUGCGUUCUUUUCAUGUUCCAAAAUGGUGAGCUUCAUUUUAUGUUAUCUUUGGUUGGUGUUGACCGAGCUGAUGAAUGUUGUCACUUACGAAUGUAGAUGGUUGGGCUUGAAGUGGAAACUAAAUGUCUCUUGGAUCUUAGUGACGCGAGCCAAGCUGCCGUCGAUUCGAUUUCUAAGUGAAGAAGUCAUUAUUUGUAGGAAACUUGAUAUUCCCAUCCCAAUCUGUGCUUGGAUGAAUUUUAACCUCAAUGUUUUGUGAAGGAAAAGCUCAAGGACGGGGUGAAGAAAUGUCUUUGGGGUCAGAUGUUAGGAGCUAUCUGGGUAGGCGUCCAGGCUCACCCAGGAAUCCUUUUGAUGUCCCAAUUUCACUGUGUGCUAGCUAGGCCUAUAUAGGAAAGAUGAACUCUCAAGGGUGUUUUGUUUAUUUAUUGCAUUUUUGGUUUUGGUUGACU